Messenger RNA from Pogonomyrmex barbatus (red harvester ant), 924 nucleotides. RefSeq lists its product as uncharacterized. Lineage: Eukaryota; Metazoa; Arthropoda; Insecta; Hymenoptera; Formicidae. The record is from RefSeq and is a predicted model, not a curated record.
UAGUUUAUAACAAAACAGUUUAUAACAGUUUAUAAUAAAACACUAUAACAGUAAACUCGUUCUCGAUCUGCAAUUGUACGAUUUUUUGUCUUUUUUUUGGCCACUAACAUGCCUAUUCACGAAAUACUAUCAUAAUAGAGUAUUGUCGUUCAGCGAGGUCAUUGGAUUUUUUGUCCACUUCAUCUUUCAAAUGAGAGGAAGGGGGGAUUAACGCUCUGCCGUGUCAAAAUUUACGCGGGUGCGAUCAGUCCUCCGUCAUUCGUUUGUACAAACGAACCACACGCAAUGUACUCCGCCAAAGGAAGCAGUGCACUGUACGAUGGUGAAACGAAGAAGGAACGUAACGCCAUUUCGAUGGAGCCUCGCGCGGUGCGCUUGAUGAGCAGACGUUACAACCUGACAGCUACGGGCUUUAAGUUUCUGGAAAUUGGAAUCAAUGUUGGUCCACCGAGCUACGUAGAGAUCGCCCUAGGAGAUCAUCGAGGACAAGAGCUGAUAUUGUCUCUCGAAACAUGGAAAGGAUUCCAUGAGCAGCAAUGGAAUAUCUACAAAUUGCUACGAAACAAUUACAAAGACAAUUUUAUAAGUCGGACCGUUAACAGUCCGAGUUUGUAUGAUGAACAACGUUACACUCGUACGUCUUGAAUCUUCAAACGUACGCAUUAUGAUGGUCGAAUCGACGCUACGCCGUAUGUUUAAUCUCGCCGAAUGUAUUGAUAUAACGUUCACUCAACUAGACAGACUCGUUGAAACGAUCGAUGAAAAGUAUACGCGAUUCUCCAACAUUGCGUCUAUUAUAACAAAUCCCGAGGAGGUACCAUACGUGAUACGCGAUAGCGAUAUCUUCGAUAGGCAUCAACUCGUCGAUUGCGAAUUGUUAGCUUUAGUUUUUAGUAUGUAUGAAAAAAAGACGAUGUAACAAAA